Molecule: messenger RNA, 798 nt
Organism: Trichoplax adhaerens
Lineage: Eukaryota; Metazoa; Placozoa; Uniplacotomia; Trichoplacea; Trichoplacidae
Exons: 7
Coding region: 1-798 (265 amino acids)
Cellular component (GO): membrane
Source: RefSeq, a predicted model, not a curated record
AUGCCGUCUCCUGCCAAAACUUCUGCCGGCCACAAGUGCCUAACAAUUUUACUUCAUCUCUUCAACUUUAUUUUAUGGAUAAGUGGUGUAGCAAUUUUGGCUGCGUCAAUAUGGGGUUUGAUCGCUUUUGGUCCUUACAUGAAAUUAGAUAACCAACAUAGCUUUUCUGCGCUCUACAUUUUACUGGGAGUUGGUAUCCUUAUCGUUUUAAUUGGCUUCGUAGGAUGCUAUGGCGCCAUGAAGGGUAGUCGAUGCCUUCUUGGAAUUUAUUCAGUAAUCUUGAUUGUGAUUGUCCUGGCCGAAAUUACACUUGGUAUCAUUGCUUUCGUUUUCAAGGGUGACUUUGAAGCUGGCUUAGCUGUCACCAUGAAACCAUUCUUACAAAAGUAUGACACAGAUGUAGGCAUCAAGCAUAUCGUAGACGGAGUACAACAGAAUUUGGAAUGCUGUGGUGCACAGAACUAUACGCAAUGGUUCAAUACUUCUUGGGCAAGUAAGCAGAAAUAUCGGGAUUCUGUACCCAGUAGUUGCUGCCCGAAAACCUUUUUUACUUCUGGAACCAAACCAAAUAACUCCACUGGUCUUUGUAAUAAUCUUCACUUAACCUACAAUACUGGAAAUUAUCAAUAUCCAUCAGGAAUCAAAAUCAGUCAGAGCGCAUGUUCAGGCGCUGUCAUCAAAUUUCUUGAAUCGCACUUGGGAAUUGUUGCUGGAAUUGCUGUAGCAAUUGGAGUAUUUCAAGGUGACGAGCAAAAAGAUGCAAUAGUCGAUUUACUUGACUACGUCAAUUUAGUCUAA